Molecule: messenger RNA, 1820 nt
Organism: Mus caroli (Ryukyu mouse)
Lineage: Eukaryota; Metazoa; Chordata; Mammalia; Rodentia; Muridae
Gene: Ntmt2
Product: N-terminal Xaa-Pro-Lys N-methyltransferase 2
Biological process (GO): N-terminal protein amino acid methylation
Cellular component (GO): cytoplasm
Molecular function (GO): N-terminal protein N-methyltransferase activity
Source: RefSeq, a predicted model, not a curated record
CGGUGGGGUGGAUGUGCCAAGAGCCUGACCUCCCCAUGUCUGCUACCCCUCCCCCUACAACCCAUGACAGCCUGUCCUGAUAUAGAUGGGACCUGGGACUGGUUUAAAAUGACAGGCUCAAGUUCUUUGAGGAAGAGAAGACUAAUUCAAAGGAGCAGCCAGACAAGCGUCCUUUCUCUGCAGGAAUAAUUACUAUCCCCCUUCACCAUGGCCCACCUGGGAGCCCAUUUUGCCUUUAGAUCCCGUUGGCAGAAGACCGACGACGAACUCUGUCGUCAUAGCAUGUCCUUUAUCCUACACAAAGCCAUUCGCAAUGACUUCUUUCAGAGCUACCUCUACCUGCUGGAAAAAAUUCCCUUGGUAAAAUUGUAUGCUUUAACAAGCCAAGUCAUUGAUGGUGAGAUGCAGUUCUAUGCCAGAGCCAAACUUUUCUACCAAGAAGUACCAGCCACAGAAGAAGGCAUGAUGGGAAAUUUUAUUGAACUAUCCAACCCAGAUAUCCAAGCCUCUCGUGACUUUCUUAGGAAAUUUGUUGGGGGGCCAGGGAGAGCGGGAACUGGCUGCGCCUUGGACUGCGGUUCUGGAAUAGGAAGGGUCAGCAAGCACGUCUUGUUGCCUGUUUUCAGCAGUGUUGAAUUGGUGGACAUGAUGGAAUCUUUCCUCCUUGAAGCCCAGAGCUACUUGCAGGUUAACGAGGACAAAGUUGAAAGUUACCACUGCUACAGCCUGCAGGAGUUCACGCCCCACUUAGGGAGAUAUGACGUCAUCUGGAUUCAGUGGGUCUCAGGGUACCUGACUGAUAAGGACCUUCUUGCAUUUCUUUCCCGGUGUCGAGAUGGCCUGAAAGAAAAUGGUGUUAUCAUACUGAAGGACAAUGUGGCCCGGGAGGGCUGUAUCUUUGACCUGUCUGACAGCAGUGUGACUCGGGACAUGGACAUCCUUCGAAGCCUUAUUAGGAAGAGUGGACUGGUGGUUCUGGGCCAGGAGAAACAAGAAGGUUUCCCAGAGCAGUGUGUUCCGGUGUGGAUGUUUGCACUGCACAGUGACAAGCUCUCUUGAUCAGCAGUGGGGAUGAGCCACCAGACUGAACGAUGGUGCUUCAGAAUUGGGUGUAUCUCCCAGGCACCCUGUGUGAUGGAGACAGAUAUGGAAAGAAGGGAUACAAUGCAUGUCUAGAAUGAUUGAUGAUGUAGUAUGUACGAGCUCUUGCUACCAUAAUGCACACACUGUGAUGUGUGCACGUUUAGAUGCAUACUCCCUGUAAGGAGACGUUCACAAAUGCUGUGGAUUUUUCUGAGAGAAGGAGUCAAACAACAGGAUGGUGCUUUAAUAAGGUGCUUGUUUACACACACCUUCACUGCACAAGUGUGUAUAUGAAGACCUGAGAAAGAAAUGAUGCUUAUAAAUAAGAGUCUGCGUUAGUCACUGAGGAUUUGUGUUUACAAUCUAUCACAGAACAAGAGUGGAAAGUCUAGACCUCUCUUUCUGUUCCUCUAUCAGCUAUGUUACACUUUCUUCCUCUUUGCUGUUACAGUGUCUCUUGAACAAACAUCUUGACCUAACUAAGAAGGGACUGGUUAAAUAACCCCAUGAAUACAAGUCUAUUAAUUUUGUCUUUAGCUCGUUUUUUGGCAGAAAAGGUAUAUGGUUUCUCUUUCUAUUUUGGGUCAGUUUUACUACCAAUGAUGUAAUAUGGAUGUAAUUUGAUAACUAAUGCUUGCAUUACCAUGAUGUGGAAGUGUCUCCUUUCAGGAGAAAAUGUUACACACUCAAGUUUCACUCCGACCAUAUAAGUAAAUGUUGUCAAUGAUCUAAUUUUA